GGUCAAAAGCGCUGUUUGAGGGAAAAUCACUCUCCUUGUCCCUUCAAAACUUGAACUUUCUUCUUGGAGAUACAACAUAAUCAUCGCUCUCUUUCUUUUCUUUCAAAUCGUCUUCUAUAGGUUGAUUUCCCUCCUCUCUUUGUUUGUACCCUGUAAUUUGUAUAGCUACUUGUGCACUUGAGCAGAGCUAGAAUUCUCAAUCUCAAUGGGAAACGCAGUGUUUUUCCUAUUGAUUGCCUGACCUAGAAUCAAGGAUGAUACCAUCUUGUUUUCAAGUCCUACAAUUGUUGCAGUUGUUUCAAUUUGUUUACUUUUGUUUCAAGGGUGUGGAGAAUUUAUAAUACAAGAAGAUGGAUUACAAGCUGCAAAUAUUUGGGGUUAAACCCCACCUUCAAAUGGGAUCGCUGGAUGAUGGUUCAACCUGUAAGCCUGACAACAAGAGCCUCUUCACCAUGGACAAGGAUGUUGAUGUAGUUGAGAAAGGAACAUUCUCUGUUUCUUCUUCUGUUGGUGAUAGAAAUAUGAUAAGGAAUGGUGUGUAUAAGAGCAUAAAGACCGUGAUUUUCUCAAAUAAACUCAACUUGCUUAUGCCCUUUGGGCCUCUAGCAAUCCUUGUCCAAAAUUUGAGUGGUCAUAAUGGGUGGGUCUUUUUGCUGAGCUUAAUCGGUACAGCACCUUUGGCUCAGCGUUUGGGUUAUAUCACAGAGCAGUUGGCCUUUUACACUGGACCUACAGUUGGGGGUCUUCUCAAUGCUACAUUUGGAAAUGCAACAGAACUGAUUGUAUCAAUUUAUGCACUGAAAAGUGGUAUGAUACACGUUGUUCAGAGGUCAUUAUUAGGCUCUAUUUUGUCAAACAUGUUGCUUGUUCUUGGAUGUUCAUUUUUCUUUGGCGGGCUUGUAUUGAAGCAGCAGGCUUUUACUAAGGCAACUGCUACUGUAAAUGCUGGACUGCUUUUGAUGGCAGUCAUGGCCCUGCUCCUCCCAUCAGUUCUCCACAACACACAUACUGAAGUGCAUUUUGGGAAGUCAGAGCUGGCUCUUUCACGAUUUAGCAGUUGUGUAAUGCUUUUGGCCUAUGCAGUCUCUCUGGUUUUCCAGUUAAAAACUCAAAAAGAUCUCUAUGUCCCCCUCAAUGAGGAGGGAAACAAGAAUGAGAACUCAGAUGAUCCUAUUGAAGGUCCAGAAGUCUCUAAAUGUGAAGCAUUUAUUUGGCUUGCAAUCAUUACACUCUGUACUGCUGUACUAUCCGAUUACCUUGUGGAUGCCAUGGAGGGAGCAUCUGUUGCAUGGAACAUGCCAAUUGCCUUUGUCAGUACCAUCUUGCCUCCUAUUGGUGGAAACGCUGCAGCACUCACUAGUUGUAUUAUGUUUGCUAUGAAGGACAAGCUAGACAUGUCUUUAGGGGUGGCAAUAGGAUCAUCAACUCAAAUUUCCAUGUUUGUGCUUCCUUUCUGUGUGCUUAUUGGCUGGAUCACUGGGAGCCCAAUGGAUUUGAACUUUCAACUUUUUGAGACAGCAGCUUUGUUCAUAACCAUUGUAGUUGUUGCCCUUUUUCUUCUGGAAGGAACUUCUAAUUACUUCAAAGGACUAAUGCUUAUUCUUUGCUAUCUCAUAGUUGCUGCAAGUUUCUAUAUGCAUCAAGAUUCACCAGAUGAUAAAGAAAUGACAACAUGAUUGAUGAUGCAGUCAGAUUGUUGAGUGGAUUUUUGAAUCUUAGAAAAGAAAAGUGAUAGCUUUAGUCAAGAUGCUGAUGAUGAAAUUUUACAUUUUGAAGAGAUCCAUUUUCCCAGCUUCUCUUUGUGCUUGUUCAGUUAAAAUUGAGAGCAUAGCUAAUGGUUUUUGUCGGACAGAAGGUGUCUGAUGUUGUGGAGCAAUCAUUCAUUUCUCCCUCCAAUUGUGUGGAACAGAUGGGUAGAAAAGAUAAGAGCUUUUGGCUUUUGGCUGAGUCCUUUUCAGUGUACAGGGGAAGUAUUUUAAGAGCGAAAGCUACGGUACCUACCUACAGCCUACAGCAGCCUAACAAUUGUCCACAUUCUUCACUUUUGAUCGAAGCUAAGAAAAAAUAAGGGGUUUG
Molecule: messenger RNA, 2076 nt
Organism: Rubroshorea leprosula
Lineage: Eukaryota; Viridiplantae; Streptophyta; Magnoliopsida; Malvales; Dipterocarpaceae
Source: the annotation of a GenBank genome assembly